Messenger RNA from Paramecium sonneborni, 1116 nucleotides. The record is from the annotation of a GenBank genome assembly. NCBI's taxonomy places the organism in Eukaryota, Ciliophora, Oligohymenophorea, Peniculida, Parameciidae.
AUGAACUAAAUUGAAAUAGAAUGUUAGAAUACUGGAAACUGCAAUUAAGAAAUAAUAAAAAGAAUAUGUUUAAAUAAAAACUGUACAUAAAAUAGAAUAAUGUGUGACAUUUGUUUGGAUGAACACUAAAAUCACAUUAAGGAUUGUUUUUUCAUAAAAGACAUUCCUAAAAAAAUUAAUUAAAUUAAACAAUAUUAAUAAGAAGUUUAGGAAGAUAUCUAAAGAUCUGUAGAUAAGUUUCUAAAAAGUGUUAAGGAAUAAAUAGAAUUAAAAUUUGCAUUUUAAUAAUGUCCAAUUUUUAAAAUUAAUUAAGGAGCAAAUAUUUAUAAUUGGACAUUAAAAGAUUUUUAAUAGUUUUCUGAAUAAGCAUCUUUAUUGAAUUUUUAAUCAUAAAAUUUUGAUGAAACUUUAUUUGCAAAAAUACAAGAAAUAAGUUCAAUGAAAUUUGAUGAAAAAACAUUCGAAAGAUUAUUUGCUCCAAAUUAAUAACUGGUCAAAAAUAAAAAAGUAGUUCUAUAAGGCUUUUAAACAAGAAAUAAGAAUUAUGGAAUUACGAAUUUUUAAAAAGAAAUUUUAAGGCCCCAUAUUUAUGAAUCAAUAGAAAUAAAAGAAGAUGUAUUAAUCUGUAAUUAUGGAAGUAUUAUGUUUCAUAUUGAUUUUAGUGAAAAAAUUGGCAAUUAUUUAGCCAAACCUAUAUUUAUUAGCAGAAAAUGUAGUAAAGUUAUGUUUUACUUAUGAAGGCUGCAGUUUUAAUAAUGAAAAUUAAAAUAAAUUUGGAUUAUUUAUUGGAAACCUUAAUUAAUGCUCUUAUUAAGAAGAUGAUCAUAAAAAAGAUUUAAUUCUAAUAAAUGAAUAAGCAAAGUAUGUUUAGAAGAAUCUUGAAUUACUCAUUCCCUAUGAAGCUAAACAAUUAUUUUCCGAAGAUAAUUAAAAAUUACUAAUGCUUGUUUUUAAUAAAGAAUAAAAUAAAUAAUCAUUAUCUAUAGUAAAUUUACAUGUAAUAAACAAAUUUAUUUUAAGACAUCAAAAAAAGCCGAAAUUCCAUUCAAAAAUCAAUUUCCUUAAGCUUAUUUUUGUUUUAGUUUAUCAUGUUCAGCAAAAAUUAAAAUGCUUUGA